Pseudophryne corroboree (corroboree frog) is the source of this 12024-nucleotide messenger RNA. It is a transcript of the gene BICRAL, whose product is annotated as BICRA like chromatin remodeling complex associated protein. The transcript has 13 exons. The record is from RefSeq and is a predicted model, not a curated record. Gene Ontology annotation, biological process: positive regulation of DNA-templated transcription. Lineage: Eukaryota; Metazoa; Chordata; Amphibia; Anura; Myobatrachidae. Bases 371 to 3409 code for a protein of 1012 amino acids. Gene Ontology annotation, cellular component: SWI/SNF complex.
UGUCUGCUCCUUGUGGCUGAGCUAGGCUCAUGUUCCUCUCUCUCUUUCUCUCUACACUGCCAGCCCCUGAUGUGAUGGCGAAGAAACCCCGUUGACAAGGCACUGCUUUUUCAUGACGACGGGGUUAGAUGGAGGACUGCGUUUAUCUACACUAAAGGUGCCGUCCAUAUCCCCAAGAGUACUCCAGUGCCCCCUAUGGAUUCAAAGAAAAGGAUUUACCUGGUUACAUAUUUUGACUUCUGAAGCUGUAUGUGAUCAUUGCAGCAAAUUAAUACUUGUCACAAUGAACCUACUGAAUUCAUUUCAAUAUGGUCUCUCUUAUGAAUGGCACGGAUAUAGGUUGUGCUGAAUCUUUGGAACACAAGCUGACAUGGAUGAUGAUGACGACUCCGGUCUUCUUGAUUUUAUCGGUGACCAACAGGCGUUGAAUUACUUUCUGCACGGAUCUGACAGUAAAUCUCUUACUGAUUCCAAAUCGUCCGGUAAAAGUGUACAAAGUCUGGCGGAAGAAGAAUCUAGCGAUGGACUUCAGCUCUCUAAUAGCAUUCAGUUCUUUGAAGACGACCUUGGAUCUUCCUCUAUCCCAGACCUCAGCGAGGACAUUCUUCAGAAAUCACUGCAGGAGGCCAACAUCACAGAACAGAUAUUAGCAGAAGAGGCUUAUUUGGAUGCCAGCAUAGGAUCCAGCCAACAGUUUGCAAAUGUUCCACUCAAUUCUCAUUCAUCAGCAUCGUUUACUCAGACUACCAGUGCCCCUAAUUACUCAGGUCAAACAUUACAUCCCGUAGGAGUGACACACACACAGGUGGGCGCAUCGUUUGCGAGCAAUACAGUAGGUGCGCAGCAUGGUUUUAUGCAGCAAGUUGGAAUUAUUCCUAGCCAGCAUAUGCCCAAUAGUAACCAAAGCAGUUCUGGGCAGAUCCACCUUAUUGGCUCGAUCAACAAUCAGACUCCAAUGAUGACGAUUAACAAUCUGGAUGGGUCACACAUUAUACUGAAAAGCGGUCAACAGGCACCUGCAAAUGCAGGUGGUGGACUAUUGGUGCAGAGACAUACGCCGAAUGGAAAUGCAAUGUUUGGCAGUCCCAACACAAGUCCAGCAAGGCAUUCAGUCACUGUUCCAUUCAAUAGUGGCCAUUUCCAGACUUCUUUACCUGUUCAUAAUAUAAUUAUUCAUAGAGGACCAGCGCCAAAUGCUUCUAAAGGCCCAAUUAAUAUUCAGCCAAAGCCUGUUCAGGUAGGGCAGCAGGCAUCAUACAAUGUCAAUCAUUUAGGAAUACAACAUCACAGACAGCAAGGGGUCCAUUUUAUCCCUGCAAACUCAGCCCAAAGCUCCCCAGUGGGUCAGAAAAUGCCCGUUAAUCACCAAGGCCCACACAUGCCAUCUGGUCAGCAGUCCGGUGGUAGCAUUGUUAUCCAUUCUCCCUUAGGUCAUACACACGGUCAUCAUAACCAGUUCCUGAUUCCUACUGGCCUCUCUGUAAACCCUAGUUCAGUCCAGCACAUCCAGACCAUCAAUAAGCAGCUUGUGCAGACACAGGCCUCACAGCUUGGACCCCACCAGGUUCAUUCAGAACAGGUAAUGAUGAACAGGAAUACGGCUGCCAUGGUUAGGCCUAACCAACAGUAUCCUGGGCAAAUGAUAAAUAAUCCGGGCACAGCUGUGCAAUUUGUUUCCGGUCAGACCUUCACAGGAUCAGGAGGACAAGUAAUUUUGAACCAUGGGCAAUCUCAAGUUGUCGGAGGACAGAUGUCACAAGUAUCACCUACACUGUUACAUUUGUCGCCUGGUCAAGGCAAUACAGGUCAAAGUAGAUCAAGUAUGUCAUCCGCACCGUCUGGUUGCCCAAACUUGUCACCUGCAAACCGCUUCACUGUUCUAAGCUCUGGGACAAUGCUUCAGGGCAUGGGGCCUUCAUUUCAGAGUCCUGGAGGAGGUGGGAAUUAUAUUGUUGAACAGCAACAGAACAGACCCCAAUCUGCAGUCAGUGAUUCUCAUCGUCAAGUUGCCAGUGCUAUGCCCAACAGUAUGUUCUGCCCCAGUACAAGCUCCCAGCAGUCAUUUUCCUGCAAUCAGGGUCAGAACAAAAUGCUGAAUAACCUUUCUCCAGUCUCACCACUGAAGAACCAGGAUAGACAGCCACAUGCACCAGAUCACAGUUCUGGAAAUAAACAUUUGCAGCAUCAUUUAUUAUCACAAGAAUCUCUCAUGGCAUCCCAGCUGCAGAAUGCUGAGGUGGAGGGAUGCCCGGGAGGACUGAAGAGGCCGGCCACUAAUCAGCUUACAAGAGAAUCUCUACUUAUUCAGCAGCUGUGUAAGGACCAGGAGCGCUCUGUGCUGCCAGUUAAAGGCCAGUUCCAAUCAUUACAUGAUGCUGCUCAGAGGCUUCUCCCGUACCAUGUGUUCCAGGGAUCAAUGCCCACAGAAGAAGACUUACAUAAAGUGGACACUGAAUUUGAGUCUAUGGCCACGCAUUUUUUAAAGAAGACCCAGGCAAUGUUAAAUAAGUACCGCUUGCUGCUAAUGGAAGAUGCAAUGCGGAUCAAUCCUUCUGCAGAAAUGGUGAUGUUAGACAGAAUGUUCAACCAGGAGGAGAGAGCCACUCUGACACGUGAGAAACGGAUGGCAUUGGUUGAUCCUGAUGGUUACCUGGCAGAAUUCUGUUGCACCACCCAAUUACAAGAAGAUUCUUCUGAAGCAAAGCUGCUCAGCAAUCACAGUGCGGAUGCAGUUCCUACCUUAGCUUGUCCGAUGGCCAAUGUUGCUAAACACAAGACAAAUAUAGGUCCAUCUAAUGAUGACACGCCAUGCUUAGUGCCUAACAACAAUUUAUCAUCACACAAACGUAAAUAUUAUUCUGAUGAAAAAGACAGCCUUAACGAAGAUGGUACAUUGAAGAACCCGAGUCUUUCACCAUGUGAACAUCUUGCAGACAUUUAUAGACUGAAAGGCAAGUACACUGAAUGUUCUUCAGAUCUAGAUGCAUCUUCUAGGACAUCUAAGGAAACAGACUCGGUUGUCAAUGCUCAAAUGUCCAUUCCUGGUCCUGGAUUAAACGUGGACACAAGUGAUGUAGAACAUCCCCAAGGUAAAACACCAGGACCUUCUCUAGAAACUGUGGGCGAGCAAAGGGACAUUGCAGCGAGCCCUGGAAACCACUGCAAAAGUCUAGCUCGUAGUAAGACUAUAAAACAAUCAGUCAGAGAUGUUGUAGAACUGAAAUUAAGUGCAAAACGCUUGAAAAGCGAAGUCAAUAGUAGCAAUUCCGCAGAAUUAGAAUUUGUUAAGUGCCCGGCAACAUCAUCAGAAGAAAACUGUGUGGACAAACAAGUUGCAGAGUCUAGGGAAGGUGCAGUAGAAACUGAUUCAGUUUUAGAAGCAGCUGUCAAUAGUAUAUUAGAGUGUUAAAGGACAUUUUCCACCUUCUUCUGUAAGGCAUAGGUGACCAGUGGUUGAAAAGCAAUAGUGAUAUUAUUCACAAAAGAAACCUAGCACGACAGAUAUCUGCACACAGAAGUUUGAGGUGACCCUUCGUUUAUAAAUUAAAGCAAGCCUACCUUAGACAAUCAGAAUGGGUUUUUUUUAAUACAUGAAUCGAAACCAUGUUGGUUUAUUUCUUUUCAUUUUCAUGAAAGGUGCAGUCUACUCUAUAACGAACAACCUCCCCCCCCCCCUCCUCCUUAUUUAGGGACAGCAUUAUCCAGAAGUAUUUGCGGGAUAUUGAGGUACCAGCAAAUAUUAAGUGGUCCGGUAUGAAAUCCCAGUGGUCGGGAUCCCAGCAUUCAGAAGACUGACACCAGAAUUCCAGUUGCCAGAAUCCCAAGAGUGAGGCAGCGAGUCCCCUUGCGGGCUCGCUGCGCUCACCACGCUUCGGGCCCGGUGGCUCGCCACACUAUUCUAUUUCCUAUCGGGUGAUAACGUGAAACCCGAGUGGGAAUACCGGGUUUCGGCUGGGAUUCUGACUGCUGGCAUUUCCCCUACUGUCGGGAUUCCGGCAUCGGUAUUUUGACCAUCAGUAUCCCGUAGUUUGGGAAAUUAACUGCGUCCCAUUUUAAGGAUCCCAGAAUAUUUGUAUGGGGUAAAUAAGUCCUGCGAGCCCCCAUUUUCCGUUGUAAAAGCAGCCCGCAUAGGGUUCUCUAUGGGCAGCUAAACUCGUAAAUUAUCAAUCUUACCCCAGUAAGAUUUCACACUGCAAAAGUUACUGGCAGUGGGGGCUUGUAUAUGCAUGGUCUGAUGACUGCAUGUGCGCAGUGGUAUGACCUGGUCUCGAUUCCAGAAGUAAAUGGAUCACAUUACAGUAGGGGGCUUCUGUCCCGGCAUGUAAUUCUUGGUACAUUACUUCAACACUUUAUUUCCUAUUACCAAAAAAGUGGUAACAAGAAAUUAUAAUUACCAGUACCAAGUCCCGAUAAUAAAUAGGCUCCUUAGGGAGAGAUUUAUUAAGCCUUGGAGAGAAAUAAAGCUGAGAAAGAUAAAGUACCAACCAAUCAGCUCCUGUCAUUUUUCAAACACAACUUGUAAAGUCACAGGAACUGAUUGGUGGUUGGUACUUUGCGGUCUAUGUACUAAGCCUUGGAGAGAGAUAAAGUGGAUGGAGAUAGUACCAGUCAAUCACCCCUAACUGCCAUGUUACAGGCCAUGUUUGAAAAAUGACAGGACAUACUUCCCAACAAAACGGACUGUCCCACGAAAAUCGGGACAGUUGGGAGGUAUGGUUAGGAGCUGGUUGGUUGGUUGGUUGGUACUUUAUCUCCGUCUACUAUAUCUCUCUCCAAGGCUUAGUACAUAGACCCCAAAAUUUAUCUCCCUCCACUUUAUCUCUCUUCAAGCUUUGAUAAAUCUUCCCUUUAAGCCGGUAUCCAAUUGCCAGCGUUAAUUUAACGCACAGCAAAAAUGAGCUAAAAUAGCACAAUAGUAUAUUGGGCUAUCUAAUUAUAGCCCGUUUUUAUUGUGCGGUAAAUUACUCAUUUUCAGGCGAAUCACAUGGGAUCCAGGAUAAGUUUAUGGACCCAUGCAUUAUUUAGCGCUAUGGAAUAUGCUGCGCUAUAUAAGAAACUGUUAAUAAAUAAUAAAUAAAUAAAUUAUCACGCAAAAAAUGGGUCUCUGAUGGCUGCUUAUCGCGUAUUAUGCUUCAGGUGCCUGGGGCACCCGAGGAAUAAUCCCUAAGUGCUGCGUAUCGGGACUAAUUGGAUAGCCCCAGAAAGAAUCCAUUAGCUGCAGUAAAUUACCACAGCCAAUUGGAUACCGGCCUUAGGGGCAGAUUUAUUAAGCCUGGUGAAGUGAUAAAGUGGAAGGUAAUAACGCAGCAGCCAGUCAGCUCCGAACUGUCAUUUUUCAAACCCAGCCUGUAACAAUGUAGUUAGGAGCUGAUUGGCUGGUGCGUUAUCACCUUCCACUUUAUCACUUCACCAGGCUUAAUAAAUCUGCCCCUUAGUCACUUAAUAUCAGACAAUCCAUGCCUACCAACAUUAUACACUGCCUGCGAUAACACAACAUAUCAUAUAUAGAACAGAUUAUGUUCUUUGUAGGCUAUGUGUACAGGGCACCUCUGAGUUGUCGGAGGUGCUGAACUUUGUGCGAGUCUGACAAUUUUUUUAAAGCAGCAAUCAUUUACAAGGCAAAACCAGGUUGGUUUUGCUGUGUAAAUGAUCGUGCGAGUCUGCCCGUUUUUUUAAAGCGGCAAAGUCCGACACCUCCGGCAACUCAGAGGCUAUUACAUUUAGCCCACAGUACUCCUAAAUUAUUAAGCCCAGAAUAUGUAUUCUGAGAGACUGCACCUUUACUGAAACAUCCGCAAAGCUUAGAUUCUUCUGACACAGUACAAUAUAGUUUUGGUCUCAGAGAUUCCUUGUACCACUCAACAUAUUACAUUAAGGAUAGAUUAGGAGCUAAUUAGCAUAUAUGUAACAUUAAAUGUGCUUCAUUUAUUAGCAAUGUCGAAUAUGGAUAAUUUAUGGUUUAUAAUGAUAUGACAAUGUGAAUGAUAUUCAGUACCAUUGUAAGCAAUACAUAGAACAAACAAGAAGAAGUAAAGUACAUUUACACUCAGAAAAGGGGAGUGGAGCUCACUGAUCCGCUCUUGGAUAAAAAUGUGAUUAUACAUGAUCAACUAAAGCACACCCCCCCGGGCAGAACUUGUGCCAUGCAUGCCAGGUUCUAGGGCCAGCCAGGUGUCUUGCUUCAUGCGCAUAUGACCCGGAGAUGCUGUGCCGACCUAUAGGUAAGAUGAGUCAGGCCACCUACCAAGUAAAAUGGAUAUUUAUAAUCCAGGACACUGUGUCCAACUUGAUCCUUUUGAAAUCUGGUGAUCUGUGGGUGUUACAGAAAAUGAAUUACUGGGAAUUAUGUUUGUUUAUAGGCAUUUACUCACAUUUAAGUUGUUCCUUCAUGUCCUUCUCAUCAAAGGCUGUGAAGGCUUUUCUUGCAGCUGCAUCAAUGGCACAUUUUGCAGCUUUUGGUUAUAUUAUGGGACAAACGUGUUAGUUAAAUAAGGCUCAUGAAAUGGUCAAACUUGAUUCAGGAACCUCAUUUAUGGCUGGUUGGACCUAGGCAGCACUUAAAAGUAAUUUAAAUGGAGUUUGUUAAGUUACCUAGAAUCAAGUAGUGGUUGUAUUUAUCGCUGAUUCGUAGUUAUAAUAUCUAGAGAGAAGGUCUAGCAACGUAAUACAGCGAUACCGGCAGAUAUAUUCUGCAGUGUAGCGUUUGAUAGGCAACAUGAGUGGCCGGAUGUUGUUUGACUGUUCCAAUGAAAAAUGUUGUUCUGGAUUUCUUCUAAUAACAUGUCCCAAAAAACUAUUGUACUUUACAUUUACUGACUUAACCCUUAGAUGUGAUCUAAUAUAAACAUUUAAUUAAUACGAGUGGCGGCUGCUGCAUGGGGGAAGGGGGCUGCGACAACACAUGUAAACAUAGAUGUAUUGUUUUAUGUAAUAUACUGAUGCAGCCAUGCUCAUCUUACUGCGAUGUGGCAUGUUGCAUCACGGUUGCAUGCCAUGCAGCAAGCCGUGUUGCAGCAUGCUGCAUCACAGUAAUGACGAGCAUGGCUAUAUCUGUAUGUGCUGGCUGCAUUACUCCGGGGAUUGGCAGUGCCACUGUGUUUCAUUGAGCCGCUGCUGUCCCCGGAACGCAGCAGAAUUCGGCUUCACUUCUCCUUCCUCUAUAAGACUGCGCCCAGACUCUUGUGAAACUAGCCAAUGGGAGGCUGGGGGCGGGCUUAUAUAGGAAGAAGUGAAGCCAAAUGCUGAGUCCCGGGUGCAGUGACAGCUGUGAAACACACAGCACUGCCGAUCCCCGGGAUAAGGCAGCCAGCACAUAUAUUACAUACAGGAUCGGUAUGUAACAUUUCAUGUAUGUUUAUAUGUAUUAACCAGCAAUGUUUGGUUGACGCUAGCUGCCACUUACUAUUAUGUCAUAUAUUACACUUGAGAAUACACUUUCAUUAUAAUAUCUGCCUUUAUCAAGCAUAUGAACUUGGUUGUACAAAAAAAACCAUACGUAAGUGAAAUUAUUUGUAGAUAGCUAUACAUGAAAUCAGAAGAAUAGUUAUAUGUAGGGAUUGCUUCCAUUGUAUGCCAAGAGCAUUGUAAGGGGUGGAUUUAUUAAAACUUCUAUAACAACAAGUGGAGAUGUUGCCCAUAGCAACCAAUAACAUUCUGUCUAUCAUUUUCUUGGAUGCAAUAGAGAAUGAUAGAAUCUGGUUGCUAUCAGCAACACCACCACUUUUCAUUUUUAGAUGAUUUAGUAAAUUUACCCCUAAAGCUGCCAUAUUUGGAAAGCGACAAAGACAUAAUCUGAGAAAAACCAAUUGUGGGCAUUUUAGGAGAACAAAUCCCAAGAAAAUAUCUUAUUUUCAUUUAAAUCAUAUCAAUUUUUAUUUUCAUUGUAACACUUUGGAAAUGUGAGAUGAAUGUAACGAGAUAUGUAUCACCUGUUUCUUCCCAUGAUAGAGAAUGGAGCCUUGGUUUGGGUGGUCGGGAAACGGUCAGCCCCCCCCCCCCCCCCCCCCCCCUCCGUGUGACAGCUCUCUGUAACUAUUUGUGUAACUUUCGCACCUUCCUUACAGCAAAUCAAAAAAGGUUUAAUAGCAUUUAUAUACUAUCACACAAUUGAGAAAUCAUAACCCGUAGUAGCCAAUCACAUAUCCACUUUGAACAACCUAGUGUAAGCAUCUAGGCAAAUGAAUGAAACCUAGAAUAUGAUUGGCUGCCAUGGAUUACAUAAGAUUUUUUUUUUUAUUACACCCUAAUGUCUAUUACAGUAAACGUAUCUACAUCCAUUUCUGGAUCAUUAUAGUGUACCUAUUCAUUAUACACAGCAGAAGAAACCAUUUAGUAAGUUGAACAUUUUGGGGCAGACUCAAUUAGCCACGGCUUGCCUUGUGCACUCUGUUCUCCUGUGUUAAGUGCCCAGAGUUAUUUCAUUAGUGAGCCACAAUAAGCUUGCGAGGCAGUAGGUAAUGCUCAUCUCUGCUUGCACCCCAGGAGCUGCUGCCUCUGUGCUACUUGUGAGUUAAUUGCUGGUCUUCAAUUGAGGAAUAGCUCCUGACACUGUACACAGUGGAACAGACUGCACGAGUCAGCCUGCAGCUAACUGAUUCUGCCACUAUGCAUGAUAUUGCUGCCUAUAUGUUCUCUAGUAACUAAUGAUAUCACUGAUGUACUUCUCAGUCAGCCAUUUUGUAGACUUAUGCAAAUUCAGCCUUUGAAUUCACUAGAAACCAGUGAUGUCACUGAGAGUUCAGCCUAUAAAUUCUCUAGGAGCCAAUGACAUCAUGUAGGCACUUUGUAAUGUUAUUAUUAAGUUUAGGGAUUUGAUAGUCCGCAUUCUUUUGAAUAUUGGUUCAAGCUACAAAAUGGCUGUAAAAAGGUACAGAGCAAAAUCAGUGGAUUUAUCUUGUAACUUAACUCUAGACACUCUAUUUUUGUUGAACUUUUUAAAUCUACUAAUAUACAAAUGAGCCAAUCAUUUUGUGAUACACAAUAAGUCCUCAUUUAGAAACGCCUACACAAUGUUUCUGUAUAGUCUUUGUACUGUGUGAACUGAUUUGCAGCAGGUCGAUGUAUCUUUUAUUUUUGUUGCCUUUAUCAGUGUUGUUUACGUAAAUUGAUUACAAUAUACUGAAUUAAAGAGCCACGAAACUUAACUGCAAGCUGAUACAAUAUGAAAAGGUUUUAUUUUUAACAUUUACAAGUAUAUAUGUUAACAUUCCUGUACUGUGAUAGAAUUCAAUAUAUUUCACAUGAUAUGAACACUUGCUCCAUGAUUGAGUGCCUACCAGCUAUUUAAUGCUCUGUCUCCCCGCAGAGUCCUUAAAUAGGUUUACAGGUUAGUGUGUAUGGGAGAAAAUGCUUCCUCUAUGACCAGGAGCCGGAUGUAGGGGGUCAUUCCGAGUUGAUCGCUAGCUGAAUUUGUUCGCAGCGCAGCGAUCAGGUUAAAAAUCGGCAGUUCUGCGCAUGCGGCGCACGCGCGACGUAUGAGCACAACGAACAAUGUAGUCUUGCACAGGGUCUAGCGAUGCAUUUCAGUCGCACUGCUUGCCGCAGAGUGAUUGACAUGAAGUGGACGUUUCUGGGUGGCAACUGACCGUUUUCAGGGAGUGUGCGGAAAAACGCAGGCGUGCCAGAAAAAACGCAGGCGUGGCUGGGCGAACGCUGGGCGGGUGUGUGACGUCAAAUCCGGAACUGAAUAGUCUGAAGUGAUCGCAAGCGCUGAGUAGGUUUUGAGCUACUCUGAAACUACACCAAAAAUUUUUGUAGCCGCUCUGCGAUACAACCGUUCGCACUUCUGCUAAGCUAAAAUACACUCCCAGUGGGCGGCUGCAUAGCGUUUGCGCGGCUGCUAAAACUAGCUAGCGAGCGAUCAACUCGGAAUGACCCCCCAAAUGAAGUCCGAGUUGGCCUGAGGUGCGGGUUUCCAGCCUAACUCAGACUUUCUUUUUUUUUUAAAGGGGCAAUCAUUUACAAAGCAUGGUUUUGCCUUGUAAAUGAUUGCCCCUUUAAAAAAAAAAUCAGAGUUGGCCGGAGGUGCGGUUUCCCGGCUCCAUAUUUUCACCUAAAACUUCUUUAGUUGCAUAUAUCAUUUUCAAUGUUCCUAGGUAGUGACCCUUUCAUAUAAAACAACUUGCGUUUUAGGUUUAGUGGCCCUCAAAACCUAUUCGGAUUACAUUUUUUUGUCAUAUGCUGCCUUUUUUUUGUUAGAUUGCAUAAUAAAUAAAGAUGAUUUUUAUUUAGUGAAUAACUGUCAAUGUAAAACAGACAUUGUCUUUUAUAUCGGAACCUGUUCAUCUGGUACCGACCUUGGCUAAAUUGUUGGCUGUAGUUACAGGUCUAACUGAUGCACAGCAAUAGGAAUGUAAGUGUGGAAAACCAUAUUGUUUAUUUAGUUUAAUAUGAUGGGGUAGGUUGACUUUUUUUUUUUUGUACAUUCUUAUUGCCAUUUUUUUGCAUUGUGCCAAUUAUCAGAAAUUAUUUACAAUUUUAUAUAGCGUUUCAACAUUCCAAUAUAAGAGUAACACGGAAAUGUCAGUUUUAAAUUUAUUUUAAUGUAGUGCGUAGUAUAAUGUAGCUUUUUUUACAUUUAAAACAAGUAACUUUUAUGUCCUUAACUCAUAGUGUAAUAAGGGACAUCAGUUCCAUCACUUUCUUCUCUUCUUAUUAUGACAUUUAGAUAAUCUGUCAAUAAAAAUAGACAUCAUAAUCCUUUCACAUUAGUUACUAGCUAUUGUUAUUUCAAUGUAUUCAAAUCAGAAGCAAUAAAAUUCUCACUACCACAAUUCAAUCAUUAACUAGAUAUUUUUUUUUAAAUCAACAUUUGUAAAAAGUUUUGUACAGUACAUAUAUAUGUAUGUGUGUGUAUAUAUAUAUAUAUAUAUAUAUAUAUAUACAGGGGAUAAAGUGAGGGGGAACGAGGUGGAACUGAGUUCCACCACCUGUAAUGGUAGGGGGAACUAGUUCCACCUCCUCCAUUGCCCUGUACAGUAAUUCCAACAGAAAAGCCCACCCCAUCAUCUGCGUCAACCGAUCCUGCAGGCGGCACUAGUGUUGCUGAUGAGCUGCAGCCACCAACUCCUUCCUCAGGUCCUGGUGCCUCCAUGGUCCUCCUCCAAGAGUUCCACCACCUCACCAGGACCACUUUAAGCCCUGUAUGUGUAUAUAUAUAUAUAUAUAUAUACAUGUGCAUGAAAUGUAGAAAUUCUCAGCUAUCAAUGCACUAACCCUUGCCAUGUACUAUCAUCAUUUGUAUAAGAAAAUUUGGUAGUUUGUGAACUUUCCCAGUUUGAAUCCAACAUAGACCAUGUGUUUGAUUUUUCUCAUCCCAAAUUCCACCUAGAUAAAUGAAACCCUUUCUUCUUUAGUGGUCUAUCCUUUCAUUCUGUGAAAUUAACAUUCAUGUCCUCGAGGACCCCACAUCACAAUAAUGUUUCACUGUCCACUUUUUUCUUCAACUGGCAUUUAAAUCAAGUGCAUUUACCUUCCUAAUGCUUUAACACGAAGUAGAAAAAAAAAUCACUGCCUUAUUUUUUGGUCUUCCAAAUUUAGUUUUAGUCACUUUAUAGCCUUUUCAGCCUGUUGUUUUUUUUAAAAACUAAAUUACAUAUCACUUUUUUUUUAAUAUCUUUUCUUUUUUUUUCUAUUUCAUAACCCAUUUUAUACGGCUUAUUUGGUGUCUCAGCGAAAAUUUAAUACUGGCAUUUUCUUUAGUGAUUUUAACUGGAGCAAACAUUUGAAGUAGGAGGUCGAGGCUUAAUAUGUAUUUUAUUUACAGCAAUUUAUUGAAUUGUAUCAUUACUGAUAUGCAUUUGUUUGUAUAGAAUGACUCAUGAAUUGCUUUGUAUACAUUUUGUAAAAAUAUUUAUAAAAUGUUUUGUAAAAAAACAAACAAAAACUAUGAGAAAUUGCGGUUUAUUUUGUUAUGUUGAGUAAAUAGUGUUUAAUUCUGCAUUUUGUAAAUACAUUGUUUAAUCCAUGGUUAGAACUGUUUGACUGUAAAUUACCCAUUAAAAUGAUCACUGCAAUACAACCAAA